Exophiala oligosperma is the source of this 1261-nucleotide messenger RNA. RefSeq lists its product as uncharacterized. NCBI's taxonomy places the organism in Eukaryota, Fungi, Ascomycota, Eurotiomycetes, Chaetothyriales, Herpotrichiellaceae. The record is from RefSeq and is a predicted model, not a curated record. Gene Ontology annotation, molecular function: oxidoreductase activity. The transcript has a single exon. The coding region runs from base 159 to 1082 and encodes 307 amino acids.
CAUUCUUUCACUUUGCUUGCGAGUUGAGUUAUUCAGUUGUCUCAGUCUCCUCUACGGUAUCACACCCAUACAUUCACCCAUCAAGCUCAUCACAACUCCCCACAGUGUCCCUAUCCCUUCUGUUAUCUGAAGUCACCUCUUUCGUUCAUUGCCAAAUCAUGUCUUUACCACAUAUCGCCCUCGUCGGUGCCACAGGUACCCUUGGCCCGUGUGUGUUGAAAGCUCUGGUGGCUGCGUCGUUCCCAGUCACCGUCCUCACUCGCGUCGGGGGUGGUUCAAAGAUCAGUAAACUCCCAGCAGGGUCAAACGCCACUAUCAUUGUCAAAGAAGUCGACUACACAUCUCACCGGUCCCUUGUCGAAGCUUUGUCGAGUGUUGACGUCGUCGUGUGCACAUUGGGGUCUCAAGAUCUGUUCGAGACCCAAAGAUCCCUCAUCGACGCGUCCGUCGAAGCCUGCGUCAAGCGCUUCAUCCCGUCCGAAUACGGCAACGGAGCCAACGAAAAAGUUCGACGUUUCCCACUUCUAUGGGCCGACAAGGACAAGACACAGACGUACCUCGAGGAGCAAGUUGCCGCGCACUCAGUCUUUACGUAUUCCGUCAUCAACACCAGCUCUUUUUUGGAUUGGCAACUCGAGAGGGGAUUCAUGGUGAAUCUGAAAGAACACACUGCGACGAUUUACGACGGUGGGAACGUUUUCAAUUCCGUGACGACCCUGGACACCAUCGCCGAGGCAGUCGUGGCGGUGAUACGACACCCCGAGGAGACCAAAAACAGACACGUCUUUGUCCACGACGCUGCAAUCACGCAGAAUCAAUUGAUCCGAAUCUCGAAAAAGAUUGAUGGAAAAGAGUGGAAGACGACGCCAAUGUCGACUGACCACACAGAAAAAGACGCCUACGAGGCCGUCGAGCAAGGUGAUCACAUGAUCGCGACCCUGGGGUUCAUUGCUCGAUCCUGCUGGGGUCCAGGGUUUGGACAGGACUUUACUGAGAAAUUGGACAAUGACAUGCUCGGGCUUCCCGUGAUGAAGGAGGAAGAUGUUGAGAAUCUAAUGAGAGGUAUUAUGGAGAGUUACUAACUGAUCAAUUCCAUUCUGCGUUUGAGUCAAUUUUGGGAUGUUAGGUGGUUACUUUAUUGUCUCAACAUAGUUCCAAAAAAAGAUUCUGCAACUAUACACCGGUAUAUGGUGUAUGUUUUUGUACGUCAAAGUCUGUUACCUCUCAAAAACAUAAAUCUAAGCUAUGUCAACAAAUCCCG